AUGAGAUAAUCAUAGUAACAAAUUACAACACUAUUGAUUGAAGGAUCUAAUAAAUAAGGAUAGUUGGGUAUUACACAAUAGUAAACUGAAUUGAAAGAGCAUAAUUACGGAGUCAAAAUAUUAAACAUAGCUUGUGGAGGAUACUUUACGCUUCUCCUAUUAGAAACACAACAAUGUUGUCUUUUGGGUUAAUGAUCAAUGCUAAUUAGGUUUUAACAUCACU
Paramecium sonneborni is the source of this 223-nucleotide messenger RNA. The record is from the annotation of a GenBank genome assembly. NCBI's taxonomy places the organism in Eukaryota, Ciliophora, Oligohymenophorea, Peniculida, Parameciidae.